This is a messenger RNA of Ictalurus furcatus (blue catfish), 1718 nucleotides long. RefSeq names its product translocase of inner mitochondrial membrane 8 homolog B (yeast) (gene timm8b). Lineage: Eukaryota; Metazoa; Chordata; Actinopteri; Siluriformes; Ictaluridae. The transcript has 2 exons. Bases 92 to 376 code for a protein of 94 amino acids. The record is from RefSeq and is a predicted model, not a curated record.
CCACCCGGCUGCGGAAGUAUUUCCAGGUUGCACGCUGCUCUCUCCCUGCUUUGCCCUUUUGAGCUGACUGAAAUAUCGCACAGUAUUGCCAAUGGCGGAUUUCAGUACUUUCGAUAUGCCGUCGAGCGGUUCGUCGGAAAAUGCGGACACGGCGGAACUUCAGCGUCUGAUUGCUGUGGAGCAACAGAAAGCACAGUUUCAGGCUCAGGUGCACAACUUCACAGAUGUGUGUUGGGACAAAUGUAUAGAGAAACCGAGCUCAAAACUGGACUCGCGCACUGAGGCGUGCCUUGUGAGCUGUGUUGAACGCUUCAUUGACACCACACUCGCCAUUACGAACCGCUUCACACAGAUGGUGCAGAAGGGCACACACUGAGCACGUUGUCACAGGGCGACCUCUCAAGGACAAGUGGCCUACGUUCCUGUUUGCAGCCUCUACCUUGUUGGUGAAUAAGAAGGAAAGGUCUACUGCCAUGUCUCAAACUGAAUCCCAAAUGACUGUACUCCCUGUAGAUGUGUGCUAUGUAGGGUAUGAGAAAGUGACUAAUGCCUUCAAUUUCAGCAUGCCAGUGUAUAUCCUAAUGUACCCUGAGACAAGUCUAGAAAUCAGAGUCCCCUGAGAAAAUCUUACACUGAACCCUUCCUCCCCACUCCAGCAAAAUCUACCUUAAAGUAACCCUGAAUGUGCCAUUUUAACCCACUAAGGAACACCUCUACACAUAUAUCCUCAUUAAAAUGCAAAUAUCUUUAAAUAUCCCCAUGUCUUGAUGCCAUCCAGAAUAGCUAUCCAGCAGUUUACUUGCUAGUAGACAAACUAGCAUUUGUCACAGAUAGACACAAGUGAGAUCAGGAUCUUGAUUUUUCCUUCUAAUAAUUUGUGAUUUAACGGUAGUAAAACCUGUCAAAAUAUACUAUAAGUGUUUCACUAACAUUGUUAAGUUAGCUAGCUAUCACAGUACACCGGUUAUGUUGUCCUCUAGGGAUCUGCAAUCAUGCAUUGGGCAGGACUGGUCCAAACUGUCGAUUUAGCACAGUGUUACAUUUUUUAAAUCCAAACAUUAAUGUUGAUACUUGGACUCCGACGUCUUUUAGAGCAGGGAUGUCCAAUCAUAUCCGCAAAGGGCUGGUGUGGGUGCAGGUUUUCAUUCCAACCAAGCAGGAGCCACACCUGAUUCCACCUGUUUAAUCAGUUGAGCUUGGCUUUCAAUAGGCUCAGGUGUGGCUUCUGCUUGGUUGGAAUGAAAACCUGCACCCACACCAGCCCUUUCCGGAUAAGAUUGGACACCUCUGAUUUAGAGUUUAUGGGUACGUUAAUCACCAAAUCACAAUGCUGCUCAUGCUCUGUGUAAUAUCCUAUACAUCAAAUAUGGAGCCAUUUGGGAUAUAGCCUCAAUUUUUGAGCUCAUGACACAUCUCAUACCGUCACUUAUGUCAUAUCUACAGGAGAACAACUAGGAACUUUUCCCAGUGAACUGUGUGUGAUUUAUAGUUCACUUAAUGAACCUCUCACCACAUCGUUUCCAAGCCGCUAUUGUCCUUGUCUAUGAACCCCCUUGGACCUUUGUUUGAAAUUAUCAGAUGUAACAAUUAUCUCACUGAUUGCUUGGAUUAACUGUCAAGUCUGUGAAUUUCAGUCUUAUUUUUGUUCAAGUUCAAAGUGUUUCUAUGUGUAAUAGCUCUGAUUAAGUAUGAAUUAAUUAAUUAAAUAUUAUGGGUAA